AGGAGAUAUCAACAUAUGUUUUAUAGAAACCUCUGACAUUUAUUUAACUAAUAUGUAUAUCUCUAACCAAAUUUUAUAGAGUUUUAGUUGGACAAUUAAACUUGGAUCAUAAUGCAUAUAAACUUCAUGGAUCGUACGAAUGAUUUUAAGAAAGCAAUUUGUGAUAUUAGAAAAGAAAAUAGUAUUCUAGAUAAUACCGUACUGAAAAAACCAUCUCUGGAUUUACAUGCUUAUAAAAGGAGAAAAUCUGAUUUUAAUAAGAAGGCCAAUGACAUUGUCCAGUCUAUAUCAAAAUUGCGGGAUUUUUUACUGCAACACCGCAUUGCGUAUAUAAAUUCUCAUCAAGCAGUAGGCCUUGCGUCACAGCCAAUGAGUGAUCAUGAAAGAGACAAAAUUGAUGAGGAAGCUCAGAAUAUUAUUAAGAAAUGUAAUGAUGCCAUUACAGUGAUGCAGCAAAACGUCGAACAAGACAAUAUAUCUGAUCAACAAUGCACCCAUAGGCAACUUGUACUUGCUUCAAUACAAAAUCACCUAAAGUCUGUAUGUAAAAUCUACAGUGAACAAAGAGCAAUCAGAGUUAAAUUAGUGGUUGACAAAAAACGCAUUUCACGUUUGCAUAAUCCGGAAACACAUAAGAAAGCUUUGACACAGGAUCCAGAUCAUUCAAACAAUACAGAACGUCCAGCUAUAAAAUUUGAAAGCAAAUUCAAUUAUGAAGAGAGUGAUGAAGAUGAUUUUUCUGAGACUGAAGCUGCAGCAUUGGAACAAGAAAAUGUUCUGUUAUUCAAUGACAUGAAUAGCAUGGUUGAUGAAGUGCGUGCAAUCGAGGGAAAGGUUGUUGAAAUUACUCGGUUACAGGAAAUUUUUAGUGAACAAGUUUUGCAACAGGAAGGAGACAUUGAAAUAAUAUCAGAAAAAGUUAUUGAAAGUACUGAAAAUAUAAAAGGUGGUAAUGAGGAACUGCGGGAGGCGAUAAAAAACAAUGCUGGGUUCAGAGUUUGGAUAUUGAUAUUUUUAUUGAUGUGCUCAUUCUCUCUUUUAUUUCUUGAGUGGUAUAGCUGAUAAGGUGCGAUAAAUAUAACUAUUACUGUUCUAUAUUGAAAGGGGUGGUGAUAAAAGUAUCAUUUGGCACUAAAAGGGAAUCAAAUACUGGAAGAAGCUGAAUACAAAUGUUGGUAUAGGUGUAAUUUUUUUAAAGCCAAAUCUGAUAUUGAAUGAAAGCGGGGCUGUGAAAUCGGAAGAAAUAUAAACCUGACUCUGAAUGCCAAUACAUUCAACUCCGACUCCCAACUCUGGGCUAAUGAAAAUUCUGCUUUGUCUCUAGGUUGAGGUGAAUUUUGAUGUCAGCUGGGAAUCCCAAGAAAAUCAAACUUUGUUGUUUGCAAGCAUUCUUAAGUUAUCUAUCUGCUGUGAAUGCUUAGUCAACCUGAAGCUUUUUGAGUUUUGUUAGAAAUUUUAACUUUGAUUGUCACCAUUUAAUUCUGAAAUUUGAUUCUGUGGGUGUACAGUUUGAAAAAUGGGUAUCUCAGUCGGACUCCAACAAUAUUGAUGGACAUUUAAUUCCAUGUUCCAGUUGUAACAAUUUCAUUAUAAAAUCAUUUUAUGAUCUGCAAUUUACACUUGUCUUUAUUCUCAGUAUCUGAUUUCAAGGCCACUAUGUUUUUCUUAAAAUUUGCUGCAAUA
Messenger RNA from Styela clava, 1683 nucleotides. RefSeq names its product syntaxin-18-like. Lineage: Eukaryota; Metazoa; Chordata; Ascidiacea; Stolidobranchia; Styelidae. Gene Ontology annotation, cellular component: membrane; SNARE complex; endoplasmic reticulum. The record is from RefSeq and is a predicted model, not a curated record. Gene Ontology annotation, biological process: retrograde vesicle-mediated transport, Golgi to endoplasmic reticulum.